UUGACCCCAGUAUUAUGAUUGGUUAGUAGUAAAACACCUGUCCAAUCGUAAUUCAUUGAAGGGAAUUCUUCCGGAAGUAUUGGUGCUGGAGGAAAAACAAACCGCGCCAUCGCUCUAGACAACAUGUCUUCGGGUAACACGUCUUCGGGGAAGAGAAGGUUCACGAUAGAGGACAAGCGGCGGAUUCUUGAGCUGUAUGACCAGCUCCCUCGGAUGAGCCAAAGGAAGGCGGCGAAAAAACUGAACGUCGCUCCGACUAUGCUUUGGACGCUGAUCCAUAACAGGAGCUGCGUGUUAAAGGGCGAGAAGAUCAAUCGUGAAAAGAAUAGGUGGGUGGGCUACGGCAGGUCGCCGAGACUCGAGGCGAAUAUUUGGAAAUGGAUCGAUCAGAUGAGUUUAGAGGGAACCCCGAUAACAGAUCUGAUGGUUCACCGUAAAUCAAUGGAAAUUGCGGCUCGUAUGGGUAUCACGAGCUUCAGGCCGAGCCCCAGGUGGUACAGCGGCUUUAAGAAACGUGAGGCGAUCGUGCGUGAGAGGUAUCGCGUCUACCCCGAAGUAGAUUUGGACCAUCAGCCUGAUGAAGCCGGAUCCCACGACGUCAUCGCCCCCUGCUCUGUUUCUCCACCUCCUCUGGUUGAACCUCCCGAGGAACCGAGUGUGGACGGAACCCUGGAGGAACGUGUUCUAGAUACCACCGAGACAAAACACCUAUCUGUGGAAAACAGCCCCACGAUCUUUGUCAGCCACGUGAACGGCAACAUGCAGACUGUCACUGUGCCCUCACUUAACCAAAUGCAGGAAGCCAUGAAGACUUUGGCCACAGGCUUGUUAUAUCGAGGCUUUUGUGACUUCAAUCUCCUCCAUCGGUUUCAGAAAGAGGUCGCAAACGUUGUGAAGAGAUCAAUGGCGCAGGGCUGCCAGGACGGUUUUGUAGCCUGAGUGCAGUUUCUCGAAUACAUGCUGUCUCUUGCAUUUCCCUUCGAUUCUAGAGUGCACUUUUAACCCCCUGUGCCUUCUAUAGUGUGUUAUCUGAGCUCCAUCAUGUUGAAGUGCAUUAUGGGAUUACACUGACAGAUAUCCUGGAUAUACUUUGCAGUGUUUUUGGACAAGAUGGAAAGACUCAACAAUGAGUCCACUGUAUAGUUAAUAGGGCAUAAGUUUGGAAAUUCAAUGAAGCAACAUGUUGGACUUGACAGUUCUUGUACAUAUAUGGAUUGUAUGGAGUCCAUGUAUGGCCUAGUUUACUGCUUCAAGUGUUCACAAAGCUGUCCCUGAAUAAGUUGUCCAAAGCAAUGCUAUUGUUUACUUUAGGAUGUUUUUCAACAGCUAAUUUUUAAAACAUCAUGUGCGUACAUACUCAAAGCCUAUAUUAGGUGAAUUUUUCUUUGAUUUUUGAUUUUUAUUUUAUUUAACUGCAUUCCAUAGACAAAAUCUGACACUGUUGUUAUAUAGCUACACAUACUGUGAUUGCAUUGUACUGUGCUACUUAUAAGUCCUUGAUUUGAUAAAUGGAAAGAUUGGCCUGCUCCCCCCAGUCUCAAUCUAAACAUUGUUUUAUUAUUAUAUUGUUAUUAU
Messenger RNA from Silurus meridionalis, 1575 nucleotides. RefSeq lists its product as uncharacterized. The record is from RefSeq and is a predicted model, not a curated record. Bases 124 to 939 code for a protein of 271 amino acids. The transcript has a single exon. NCBI's taxonomy places the organism in Eukaryota, Metazoa, Chordata, Actinopteri, Siluriformes, Siluridae.